This is a messenger RNA of Anopheles funestus (African malaria mosquito), 1574 nucleotides long. Its product is annotated as general odorant-binding protein 45-like. Gene Ontology annotation, biological process: sensory perception of smell. Bases 570 to 1394 code for a protein of 274 amino acids. Lineage: Eukaryota; Metazoa; Arthropoda; Insecta; Diptera; Culicidae. Gene Ontology annotation, molecular function: odorant binding. The record is from RefSeq and is a predicted model, not a curated record. The transcript has a single exon.
CGUGGCCACACUCUGAGCGUGUAGGAUGGUCAACUUCACUACUGAAUCAGACUCAAAAACUCCUUCUUGUUGUGACUUUCUGUCACAGCUCAGCAACGCUACCCUGUUUCUGAUAAUACGCACCUAUCGCUGCAGCCGUCUUUCUUUACGUUUGAUUUUUAAUAAGUUCUCGCGCUGAACCGAGCUCGUUUGCGUAAUAAUGCAUACCGCUGUCAGUUGCCAUAAAUCGGGCCACGAUGAUGACGCGUUUUGUUUUGCACCUCACCCGAAUCAUGAAAUAACAAAUGGCAGCUAAAAUGGGCUGCAGCUGGUCGAAAGUACGUGACGUUGGUGCGUUCCAACUAUCCAGUGAAGCCAGCCGGCCCCCUAUUUGACGUUGCUGAUUUUUGACCCUACGCGUACGUGCUAAUGGAUUGUGCCUCAGAUUCGAAAUCGCAUCCAAAGUGUACCAGCGAGCUAUAAAGCACACCGAAACACCCAACAGGUGCGUUUAGUUAUGGAACGAUUGAAAGACUGCGUUACACUCGGCUAGUUUGUCGCGGGAAGCAAUAAUCGUUCAUCGACCGAAGAUGGUGCACUGGGUCGUCGGAACGUUGACGCUACUGUUGGUCGCUAGCAUUAAGCUUGGUUGCAACGCGAACAGCAACGUCAUACUGAAGUCCUUCGACGAGAUGGUGCUAGAAUGUGCUGAGCUAAUGUCGAUCACACCGUCCAAACUGAGUGCAAUGCGAUCAGGAGUGUUGGUGAAAGAUACGGAGACGAAGUGUUUGUUAAGGUGCGUUGGAGUAAGUGGACGGUUUUGGAGUGAUUAUACGGGACUGCGGAAGGAAAUAUUGGCUCGCUAUUUUCUGCCGGAUGCAGCCGACACCCAGCACGUCAACCGUACGCAGAUCUGUCUGAACGAACUACCAACCUUACCGUUGGAUUCAAAGCUUUGCUGCAAUUUGGCGCUAGAGUCAUUUCUGUGCUUCUAUUACAACUAUGGAAAUUUACGUCAGAAUCGUAUAUUUGUGCCACUGGAUCAUCUGCAACUUCAGCACGUAACGGCCCGUUGCAUGGAGGUACAUCAACUCACAAAAGAUCUUCUGAUGAGCAUGGGCGAGGAUGAAAUGGAUUCAAACGGUAGCAUUCACUGUUUAGUACGUUGCAUUGGUAUCAAGACGGGCAUUUACAGUGAUCGCGCCGGCGUCAACAUGGAUCGGAUCUACGCACAGUAUGGUGACGGCUAUUGUGAAGCGGACUUUAAGACAAACGCUUCUGAGUGUAUCAAACGGCAGAGUGAACGCACUUAUGGCAAUACUUGCAAAAAGGCAUAUCAUUUACUUUACAAAUGUUUCGAAAACGUGCGCAACGUGAUUACGGAGUAUGAGUUACACGAUUCCGAUGAGCAAUAAGCGUUAGAAUUGGAAAAGAGCAUACCGAUACCAGUACAAUACAGCUAAUUGUCGAUAAAGCUUGUGGCAGCAUCGUAAUGGUUGUUAAAAUAUUUAGUUAUAAUUUUGUUCUCAAAUUGAUUGUAUUAAUCAUUGAAGCAGUUCAUGAAGUAUUUAAUUUAAUUUGCUUAUUUAAAGUUU